This is a messenger RNA of Mauremys mutica (yellowpond turtle), 2256 nucleotides long. RefSeq names its product serine/threonine-protein phosphatase 1 regulatory subunit 10-like. Gene Ontology annotation, molecular function: metal ion binding. NCBI's taxonomy places the organism in Eukaryota, Metazoa, Chordata, Testudines, Geoemydidae. The record is from RefSeq and is a predicted model, not a curated record. The transcript has 16 exons. The coding region runs from base 1 to 2208 and encodes 735 amino acids.
AUGGGAGAGACCUUGAAGUGGCUGGUGCACACCGUGCGGGAGAUGCAGCAGGCCCAGCAGGCGGACAGACAGGCGCUGAUGACGUGGCAGGCGGACCAACAACGGGCCCUUCAGGAGUUCAUCAGGGAGCAGUCGGCAGCCCAGCAGCAGAUGCUACAGAGGGUGUUUCCAUAUUCCCACCAGCACAGCACGGGGACAGGUUCCGUUCACACAGCGCCCUUUGUGACAGACACUCCCCCAGUGCUCCAUGCGCCCUUCCAGGCCUGCGAGGAAAGAGAGAUCCUGAGAGGCACCCACACAGCACAUCAUGAGAGAGUGAGUGAGAAUGAAGAGGAGAAUCAUAAUGCAGAAGUUCCUGGGUUGGAAUUGGAGACUCCCUCACUGGUUCCUCUAAAGAAGAACCCCAACGUUGUAGUGGUGUCUGAAAAAUACAACCUGAUGCCGAUGAAGAGACAGAGCACGUCCGCCUCCUCUGGAGACAACCCACCAGUAGAGAAGAAAUGCAAGCCUCUGAACACCACCCCCAACAGCACCAAGGAAAUCAAAGUUAAGAUCAUCCCUGCGCAACCAAUGGAGGGCUUGGGCUUCCUGGAUGCCCAGAACUCUGCCCCCUUCCCGGGGAUCAAGAUCAAAAAGAAAAAGAAAGUCUUGUCUCCUACUGCAGUCAAGGCGAGCCUGUUUGAAGGGAAGCCAGUCCCAGAAGUGAGCGCUGUUAAACCAUCCUCUCCAGAACCUGGUACUGCAUCCAAGCCCGUGGAGGUGGAUCAGCCCGGCACUCCUGUGCUGGCAGUAGAGGUCCCAGAGCUGAUGGAGACCGCCUCGUCUGAGCAGAACUCGGAUGCCAAGCCCUCCGAGAGCGCCGCUGACUCCACGCGGCUUACCAAGAAGGGCAAGAAGAAGAAGACAGUGACUUGGCCUGAGGAGAGCAAGCUGCGGGAGUACUUCUACUUCGAGCUGGAUGAGACUGAGCUAGUCAAUGUGAACAAGAUCAAGGACUUUGGCGAGGCAGCCAAGCGGGAGAUGCUGAAGGACCAGCACGCCUUCAAGACGGCGCGCCGGCUCAGCCACAACGCCAUGGGGAAGAAGGUGCCCUGGGUUUACCCCAAGCUCAUCGACCUGCCUAGCCCCUUGGUGCAGCCGGGCAGCGGCAGCCGCGAGAAGUUCACCCAGGCCGAAAGGGAGAAGGGCAUCCUGCAGGAGAUCUUCCUCUCUAAGGAGAGUGUUCCAGACAGUCUCCACGAACCCGACCCGGAGUCAUACGAACCCCUGCCGCCCAAACUCAUCCCACUCGACGAGGAAUGCACCAUGGACGAGGCCGCCUACCAGGAUGGACUUGACUCAGCCGCCGCCUCACAGUCUCUUGGCGGAUCCCGGGCCUCCAAGCUGCCUCCAGUGCUGGCCAACCUGAUGCCAGGCCCCAUGUUCCCCAAGAGCCCUCUGGACCCCAACCCCAGCUCCUCCAUGAACGUGCAGGAGAUCCGCCCCUCCAUCACGGGCGGGCCCAACAGCCACAAGACGGAGGAGCUAAUGAAACAGCCGGAUUACUCGGACAACAUCAAACACUUGCUUGGCAACCUCCAGACACAGCCCCCGGGGCCCUCAGGAGUGCCCCACGGGCUGCUGGGCCAAGGGCCUCUCGCCAAUGGAUUCCCACCUGGACCAAAGAACGUGCAGCAUUUCCCUCCCGGGGGACCAGGACCCAUGCCUGGUCCCCAUGGUGGCCCUGGGGGUCCUAACAUGCUCCCAGGUACCAGCAUGCUUGGUGGGCCCAGGAUGAUGGGCCCUCGCCCUCCCCAGCAAGACAUGUCGCACCGCCCUGUGUGUCGCCACUUCAAGUUGAAAGGCAGCUGCAGGUACGAGAACAACUGUGCCUUCUACCAUCCCGGAGUGAAUGGGCCGCCCCUUUGCAGCGCCCAGGGUCCUCCCCCCAGUCUGCCGACGCCCUGUGAAACCGCCCAACACAGCCGCCCCCGCUUCAUGGACUCUGGGGUGCCCGCUGUCAGACUUGGGCUGCAUCCACCACUUAUGGCUUCUGUGAGGCCUUGUAAUGCCCGGAAGAGGAAGAAGAAGAAGAAGAAGCAACCCCCCCUGAUGGCUGCUGCUACUGAGGAACCACUGCGGGGGGAAUUCCCCCCACAACUCAACUCCCUCCUGUAUUUUAACAUGAUGGUGGCGCUGAUGAGACAUGACUUUGCACCCCCCCAGUGACUUUUUGUAAGCACUAGAGCUGCCGCCUGUGGGUUGUUACCACUGUGU